CUUCCUUAUUGAGCACACUGAAGACUGUAUUCCACUGCUGAAUUGAUUUAAUGCGUUACCGCUGAGGAUGUCGCUACAAGAACAACCUGCUUUUGUCGUAUUGGACACCAAGUUUGUCUGCCUGUCUUGUUUCGCAUAAUACACUUUGAAGUCAAGGCACGAUAACUAUCGAGUUGUAUUGGAAACAUGCCCCUAAAACAUGUCUUAAUUUCGCUGAGUUAGCAAGACGUGGUUAUUACAAUGGUGUUGCAUUUCACCGUGUUAUCCGGGACUUCAUGAUCCAAGGUGGUGAUCCGACUGGUACUGGACGUGGUGGUGCUUCAAUAUACGGUGCCUAUUUUGAAGAUGAGAUUCACCCGGAUCUCAAGCAUACAGGUGCUGGGGUUGUCUCAAUGGCGAAUGCUGGCCCGAAUACUAAUGGCAGCCAGUUUUUCAUCACAUUGGCUCCUACACAGUGGUUAGAUGGGAAGCACACUAUAUUUGGCCGUGUUGCUUCUGGUAUGAAAGUUGUUCAACGUCUAGGAAUGGUUGAUGUGGAUCAAACAGAUAGACCUCGUGAGCUCAUCAAAAUCAAGCGUGCAACCACAACAAACUCAAUAUAAAUUUAGUUUGAACUCCGUUGCAUCUGACAUCCAGAUUUUUGUAAACCCCUUUGUAUAAUACAAAUUUUUUCCGUUA
Molecule: messenger RNA, 678 nt
Organism: Trichobilharzia szidati
Lineage: Eukaryota; Metazoa; Platyhelminthes; Trematoda; Strigeidida; Schistosomatidae
Source: the annotation of a GenBank genome assembly